This is a messenger RNA of Salvelinus fontinalis (brook trout), 5450 nucleotides long. Its product is annotated as collagen alpha-1(XVII) chain-like. The record is from RefSeq and is a predicted model, not a curated record. The transcript has 54 exons. Bases 1 to 5004 code for a protein of 1667 amino acids. Lineage: Eukaryota; Metazoa; Chordata; Actinopteri; Salmoniformes; Salmonidae.
AUGGACAAUCUAACGACAACCAAGAUUGUAAAUGCUGGUGCCAGUGGCAAGGUUGUCAAAGAAACAGUAACCACAACAACCCGGUUGACAUCACUGCCGCCAAAGGGAAUCACUAACUCUAUCGUCUCCAACCAGAAGAGCGUGUCCUCUAGCAGUUCUGGUGGAGUUUCAGUUGUGGAGAGGAAGGUCAUCUCUCAGAGCAGUGGUAGCAGCAGCAGUAGCUAUGCCAUAACAUCCUCAGGUGGUCUCUCUUCGAGGAGUGGGCUGCUCUCUAUUGGAGGAGGAGAGUCUACCAGUAGAGCCAUCACAGGAGGCAGUAGCUCAGUGCCAGUAUCCUCCUCUGCUGCAGCCGGGUCUGGGGGUGGAGCUAAGUCUGGGUACGGAGGGGGAUCCGUCAGCAAAUCAACCACCAUUACCACUAUAGAGUCCCCCUCUUUAUCCUCCGGUGCUUCUGGCGUAGCUUUUCGGUCUUCAGGGGCCUCGGGGGCAUCGUUUGGGGCUAGCAAAACCAGCGGUCUCAUGUCAAGCUCCGGUUCCAGUUUUUUCACUGGUUCUCUUACUGCAGGAGGCAGUUUUGUCACUGGUUCCCGUUCUGGUUCUAGUUCUGGUUCUAGGUCUAGUUCUGGUACAGGAAUUGAAGGAGGGGAUUCUUCUAGUGCCAAAAUGUCGGCCGGCGGCUUUGGUUCUGUGGCUGUUUCCACGGUUACCAGGUCCAACUACAGCUCCUCGGCAGGCGCGGGUUCAGGGGGCGUGAAGAGGGGCGGGGCACAGGGGUCUGCAUCCUCUUCUGUCAGCUUCUCCCCCACCCCCAUGGAGAGAAAGAGCAUGACCACCACCAUGACCGCACGCUCCAUGGGCUACGAAGGUCAAUCCAUUGGAAACUCAUCUCCGGAAUACACAAGGAGAGAAUAUGCUGCAGCAAGUGCAGCUGCCAGUACACCCACCAGAGGGCGGAGCCACAGCAGAGAGAGUGAGAUCAGAUGCAGACUGCAGAGUGCCUCUCCCACAGCCAAAAGAUGGACGGAGCUGGAUGAUGUGAAGCGGCUGCUGAAGGGGAGUCGCUCCAGCAGCAUCAGCCCCCCUCGCUCCCCCACCAGCACCCUCCCUAUCCCCAGGAAGGCCAGCGUAGAGACCAGAACCAUGCCAAACAGCUCCCAGUCAGGCCAGUAUGACAGCGCCACCCUGGACUCAGGAAUGCCUUCCUACGUGUGGUCAGGCCCCACGGCUGGAGGCUAUGGUUACCACAGCAACACCAUCAACCUGUCCCCCACCUCCACCCUCCGACAUUCACCUACCACACUCACAGGGCUUCAGAACAACCUGGCUCUCAGCUCUACAUCCAUGAACUCUGGACUCUCUGCCUCUAGCACUGUUCACGGUAUGCAGAAUAACCUGGCCACCACCACUGGCGGUAUCCUAACAUCUAAUGGAGUCAACGCACAAACAGUCUAUGGUGUGCAGAAAAAUGUCACAAGCACAGGGGUGUCCACAACUACAGUGGCGCCCAGCAGUCCUACCAGUGAAGAGGCCAAAGAACACAAAUUCAUGCUGCUGGAGAAAGAGAACGCUCCCGUCAAAAAGGAGACGGAGAGACUCAUCAUGGCCAAAGAUACUGGCAAACAGUUCUCCUCUGCUGACACUGCUAUUGCCUAUUCUGAGGACUCACUGAAGAAGGAGAAGAAGAAGGCGUCCAGCUUUGUGGAGACAGCUACAGCCAGAACCACAGAAACUAACGCUGGAUCCUUGAUGGAAGUGUCAACAAAAGACAAAGCAACCUAUGCAGUGAUACGUAAGGACGAGUCUGGAGGAGGUCUGGGCUUCUGGUCCUGCUGCUCCUGGUGGAAGUGGCUGCUGGGCCUCCUGCUGGGUCUUCUGCUCCUCCUGGGGUUCCUCCUGGGACUCAUCGCCCUGGCCGAAGAAGUCAAACGUCUUAAAGCUCGUGUGGACGCCUUGGAACAAGCCUCCAGCUCUUCCUCAGCCCAUUCCAGUCGCCUCUCCUCCUCCUCAGCCAUCAACAUCAUAGACCCUCUGGAGUCUGCAUACAUAGACAAGACCUCCUCUCCCUCCUCUACCACACUGCUCCGCUCUGAUAAUGGUAUCAAUCUGGGAGUGGCAACAGGGGCAGGUCCAGGAUCAGCUAAUGGACCAGGCCAAGACCCUGUAGCUCUGCAAAGGGCAGUACAGCAGAUAGUCAGGACUGAGCUGCAGUCGGAUACUGUACGAGCAACACUUGCACACUCAAUGAAAGGAGCGAGAGGAGAGCCUGGGACCAAAGGUGACCAAGGUGGUCCAGGAGUCAAAGGUGAUAAUGGAUUCCCUGGCCUACCAGGUCCUCCAGGUCAGAUGGGUCACAGUGGACAGGAGGGCCCGAGGGGACCUAAAGGAAGUGCAGGUGAAGCUGGUGCAAAGGGCUCCCCAGGCCAGAGGGGCCGAGAAGGACCAACGGGAUCACAUGGAGAGCCUGGUCCUCCAGGGUUUGGAGAGAAAGGGGACAAAGGUUCUCCUGGUGAACCCGGAGGCCCCGGACCUGCUGGCACUGCUGGGCCUGUUGGGCCUAAAGGGUCAGUGGGUGGUCAGGGUGCUACAGGGAUCCCAGGAACUCCUGGUCCACAGGGUUUCCGAGGUGAAGCAGGCGCUCCAGGACCGAAAGGAGAGAAGGGACCAGCUGGACCUCCAGGAAAUAAGGGCGAGCCAGGAGAGAAAGGACCCCGCGGAACAUCAGGUGACCCAGGUCAAAGAGGACUUCCAGGACCAGACGGAGCAAAUGGAUCCAAAGGACCCGCAGGUGCUCCCGGGGCUGACGGUGAAAAGGGUUCUAGAGGUGACAAGGGAUUGGAUGGGUUGCCAGGUCCCAGAGGACCCGCAGGACCUCCAGGAGAUACAGGUCUCCCAGGCAUUCCCGGGCUUCAAGGUCCACCAGGUAUACCAGGUAAUCCAGGUCAGCCUGGAGGUAAAGGCGAAGCUGGAGAACCUGGUAGAAUCAUCAAUGCAGCUGGUUCCAGUUCGGUUGCCAUCCCCGGACCUCCAGGCAGCCCCGGACACGCUGGUGUUGCCGGAUCCCCUGGACUCUCAGGUCCUGUUGGCCCUGCUGGUCUUCCUGGAACGCCUGGUCCCAGGGGAGAAAGGGGAGAGGAAGGAGAGAAGGGAGGCCAGGGAAAGCCUGGUAUUACUGUACAGACUGUGGAAACCACAGAGAGACGUGCACCUGUGGCUAGUCUUCGUGGCCCACCUGGCCCUCCAGGGCCCCCAGGAGAACCAGGUGCCCAGGGUAAGGGUCCCCCAGGUCCUCAAGGUCCUCAAGGAGAGCCAGGUGUUGGUGUGCCCGGCCCCCGAGGAGAUAAGGGAGAGCCAGGUAGCUUCGUGCCCAACUCAGGAACCUUCUUCGCUGGGCCCCCAGGACCUGCUGGCCCAACUGGUCUUCCGGGAUCACCAGGUACACCAGGACCCCAGGGUUACCAAGGUGACCCAGGUCAGCUCGGUUUACCAGGAGUUCCCGGAGAUCCCGGUGUCGGUUUCCCUGGACCCCAGGGACAACCUGGAGGUCCAGGACCAGAAGGGGACAGUGGACUUCCAGGGCCCCAAGGUCCAGAGGGCCCCGAGGGGCAACCGGGUCCAAAAGGUGAGGCUGGCGUUCCAGGUGCUCCAGGAAUCCCUGGCUACUCCAGUGGGGGAUCAUCCAGGAGUUCACCUGGAGCACCAGGUCCACCUGGACCUCCCGGGGACCCCGGCCGUGAUGGGCCACCUGGGUCUGGGGAUGGAACACCGGACGUCCGUCAAUACAUCACAGAAUACCUCAAGAGCGAUGGUGUCAGAGAGUACAUGUUGGGUCCUCCGGGUCCUCCGGGUGUACCGGGGCCCCCUGGUGGUGGAUCAGUGGAGUCAGUGGACGACCUUGCUAGUCGCGUCAUCGCGUACAUCCAGAGUGGAGGUAUUGCUAGUGGGGUGCCUGGACCUCCAGGCCCGCCUGGCGCUCCCGGUGGAGGCAGUACAUCGCUAAAUGACAUCAUCAGCCUUCUACAGAGGGAGGAAGUGCGACCCUACGUCAUCGGUCCUCCUGGCCCUGCUGGACCUCCUGGCAUCCCAGGGAUCCCAUGGAGAGGAGGCUAUGGCUUUAAUACCCAUGAGGUGGCUGGACGAGUCCUCAAUCUAAUGAAUGAGCAGGGUAUGGUGGGCAUGCUCGGACCCCCUGGACCUCCUGGCCCACCAGGCCUACCUGGGUCCUACAGUGACAUCUCUUAUCUUCUGCAAAAUGCUGAAUACAGAGGUGUCUUGGGCGCUCAGGGGCCUCCUAGUCCACCUGGUGUCCCAGGCCCUGCCGGCCCUCAAGGCCCUGCCGGUCCUUCAGGACAGGCACCCUACAGCAGCUCGGGAUACAGGCUGGAGGAGGUCAAGGACUACAUACAGAGUAUGCUGGCAAAUUGUAUUAUUGUAUUAUCCUCACCAGGUGAUGGUAUAAGAGGGGGAAUGUUUGGGCUUCCAGGCCCCCCAGGUCCCCCUGGAUCCCAGGGACACAAGGGAGAGCAGGGUAGCUCUGGGUACGGCCACGCCUUCGACCACAGGACCAGCGAGGGAAGAAGGCUGGCUGAGACUGAGACAGACUACUCCAAUAUAGCGGUACGAGUGACUGACUACAUCAAGUACCAUGGUCUGUUGAGGGACGUGGUUGAGAACCGGUCUCAGCUGGAGAAGUCACAGGUUGUUCAAGGACCCCCAGGACCCCCUGGCCCUCCCGGUGCGCCAGGAUUCAGCCGUGUGUUUGGUUCCCAUAGUAACGCCACUGACCUUGUGGAAUACAUCAGAGCCCAUGGAAACAUUGUGGGACCUCCUGGAAGGCCAGGACAGAAAGGGGACAUAGGACAUACAGGUCACAAAGGCGAGAGAGGACUAGAUGGCAUCCCAGGAAGUACAGGCCUCCCUGGUCUGGAGUGGAAAAGGGGGGGAAAGGGGGAGAAAGGAGAACACACACUCGUGACCAACAGAAGAAAGAGGAAUGCUGGUGUUUGAGAAACAAGGGAUUGAUAAAUUCUCAUUAAAGGUGAAUGAAAUAUGUCAUGAGCAUACAUGACUGUGGCCUAAUGCCUUGGAGACAUUACCGAUGUAAAUAUAUCGUUUUCUAUAGGAGAAACUGUUGAACGGGACAGUAUUCCAUGCGCUGAUGUAUUGUGUUGUGUCCAAGAUGUCUUUAUGAUCUAUUUUUACUAGUGUUUGAUCUGGAGUAUGUUUCCAAAUCCCCUCCUUGCAUGUUGAUAGCAGGAAUAGUUGAACUAUGUGAUGAAAAAUAGAACAGGGUGUGCUAUUUUUAUUCAAUAGCUUUUGUCCCAUUAUCGUUAUUGUACUUUUGUACUUGAGGAAAAACACAUUUUGUAUAUUGAACAAAACUCAAACCAUUGUCAAAAUCUCCUUUCAAUGUACUGGUAUCACUUCAUAAAAAUAAAGGUUGGUCUAACUUA